Procambarus clarkii (red swamp crayfish) is the source of this 555-nucleotide messenger RNA. NCBI's taxonomy places the organism in Eukaryota, Metazoa, Arthropoda, Malacostraca, Decapoda, Cambaridae. The record is from RefSeq and is a predicted model, not a curated record.
AUGUCACCGUACAACAGUGUCAGGUCACCGUACAACAGUGUCAGGUCACCGUACAACAGUGUCAGGUCACUGUACAACAGUGUCAGGUCACCGUACAACAGCGUCAGGUCACCGUACAACAGUGUCAGGUCACCGUACAACAGUGUCAGGUCACCGUACAACAGUGUCAGGUCACCGUACAACAGUGUCAGGCCACCGUACAACAGUGUCAGGUCACCGUACAGUGUCAGGUCACCGUACAACAGUGUCAGGUCACCGUACAACAGUGUCGGGUCACCGUACAACAGUGUCGGGUCACCGUACAACAGUGUCAGGUCACCGUACAACAGCGUCAGGUCACCGUACAACAGUGUCAGGUCACCGUACAACAGCGUCAGGUCACCGUAUAACAGUGUCAGGUCACCGUACAACAGCGUCAGGUCACCGUACAACAGUGUCAGGUCACCGUACAACAGUGUCAGGUCACCGUACAACAGCGUCAGGUCACCGUACAACAGCGUCAGGUCACCGUACAACAGCGUCAGGUCACCGUACAACAGUGUCAGCUGUGGCUGA